UGGCUCGUUGGUGGUGAAUCCAAAGCCUUGCUGGGAUCGAGAGUUCUUUCUGCCUCGCGACCCCCCAAAAAUUCAGUUCUCACAUACUGAAUUCAAGAGAAUUGACGACGGUUCCACCUUGACGAAGCAACUGUGGCAAGGCAAGCCUGUCCAGAAAUGCUACCGGAUGAGCCGCGAAUUCCAAGCCCGUUUGAAGAGAUUAGCACAAGCAGGAGGAGAGUAUUCAUGCACAACCUUUGAUGCAACAGCAGCUCAUGUGUGGAGAUGCUGGGUAAAAGCACUGGAUGUGAAACCUCUCAACUACGAGCUUCGCCUCACUUUCUCUGUCAAUGCUCGUGAGAAGCUGAAGGAUCCCCCUUUGAAAGAUGGGUUUUAUGGUAAUGCCUUGUGCGUGGCGUGUGCUACGAGCACCAUAGAUUGCCUCGUGAACAAACGCCUAGCUGACACAUCCCGGUUGGUGCAGGAGGCUCGGUUAGGGGUCUCAGAGGAGUAUCUGAGAUCAACACUUGACUACAUUGAUCUCUAUAGGCCUAAGAGGCUUGAAUUUGGUGGCAAACUGACAAUAACUCAAUGGACUCGGUUUUCCAUAUAUGAGUCGGCGGAUUUCGGGUGGGGUAAGCCGAUAUAUGCUGGCCCUAUCGACCUAACUCCGACACCACAAGUGUGUGUGUUUUUGCCUGAGGGAGGGGGAUUGGCUGAACCAAGUGGAGCAAUGUUGCUCUGCAUAUGCUUGCCGAAAUUUGCUAGCCAUGGAUUCAAAGAAUUGUUAUUAUCACACUGAUUUUCGUCUAACAAGUUUGUGACUGUAUAGCAGCAUCCAGCAUCUUUAGCAUGAUUUAGCUCAUAGCAUAUUUGCCUGUAAUAUAUGAAAUAUUAAGAAGGCAUGUGUUUAUUUGGAUCAGGGUUUUGAUGUGCUUUUCUUGGACCCCAAAUAAAUAUAAUAGGACAAGAUAAAUGUAGAAAGUAUUGUGAUUGUUAAGCACACACAACAUAUGAGUCAACCACACAAGAAUUAGUUGGCAAAGGCACAAAUAAAAAACUUGCUGUCUUCAUAAAAAGACUAUGAAUCAUAUUGAUUUUUGCUGUUGUUUUUGGUACAUUGGUGAUGCUAUACUUGUCUAUAUAAAGCACAGAAAUGGCGAACAGUAAGUUUCUUUGUCUAAUAUUUCUGUUGGUCAAUGUCUGUUUUGCUGCCGUGAAAAUGGUGCUCUCCGGUGUUGCGACACCACCAGGCCCGGCAAUGUUUGUAUUGGGGGAUUCGUCCGUGGAUUGUGGAGACAACAAUCCGUUCAACGGACUCUUCCACAGAAAUCUAUCGCGGUUCCCUUGCAAUGGCUCUGAUACAACUCUUCUUCCUCAGCUUCUUGCAAAGAAGAUGAGGUUGCCGUAUACGACACCAUUCUACAGCCAAAAUGGGUCGAUUAAUCGAAUUUUAGAUGGUCUCAACUUCGGGUCAGCAGAAGCUAGCAUCCUCUCCUCUAGCAGUCGAAACUACCAGUCCCUCAACCAGCAACUCCGGCAAGCAGUCGAGACUAUCCAGUUGUUGCAGCUCCAGCUCGGUGAAUCAACUGCUGACACUUUCAUCAACUCUUCCAUCUUCUACCUCUCCUUUGGGAAGGACGACUUCAUUGAUUUCUUCCACGGUAACUCGUUAGGUAACAAUGGCUUCGACUUUGCCCACAUUUUGGUUGAGCAGAUGACAAAUGCCGUGAAAACUCUCUACGCCUCUAAUGUGAGGAAGAUAGUGUGCGCUGGUGUUGUGCCGUUGGGGUGUGCCCCGCACGCGCUGCUGCUAGAGUCUGGUGGUGGUGGUGGUGAUGGCGAUGGCACGAGGAGAGCCUGCUUGGACGAGGUCAACGAGGUGGUGUCGUACUAUAACAGGCGACUGGAGGGGAAUAUAGCCGCCAUGGAUCGACACAUGGGAGACGCACGCGUCAUCUUCUGCGAUGUUUAUCAGGCUGUGAUGGAGUUCAUCAACCAUCCCCACAAAUACGGCAUAGAGGAUGUUCGGAACGCGUGCUGUGGAGUGGUUAGGGGCGGCGAGAUGAGUGGUUGCGUGUCGACGGAGAUGGCCUGCCGGGAAGCUUCGAGCCACCUGUGGUGGGACUUGUACAACCCCACCCCUGCCGUCAACACCCUCUUGGCUCAUUCUGCAUGGUCUUCGCCUUCCCUUUGCCGCCCUUUCUCUUUGAAACACAUGCUCUGAUCUCAUCACUCUCCUUCACUUUACCAUAAAAUAAGAAAUAAAAGUAUUUUGCAUUGAAUUAGCCAAAAGAUAUGGUAAUACUUGUUUUGUAAUCAAAUCAAAUUUGUAUGGUCCUUUCCAAUUGAGCAAAAAAGAAUUGUAUAUUUGUUUAUUUUGGAGCCAUGAGUAUUUUUUUUGUUUGAGUUGAAAAGGCAAUAAAAAUUGAAUCAUAAACCUCUUUAUUAGUAUUAGAUGAUUUUCAUCAUUUGGAUGUGUAUUGAGGGACUCUCUUUAUUAAGAGUGGGAAACAAACAAGUUAUUUCUAACAAGAAAUGGAGCCUUUAAUGGUU
This is a messenger RNA of Salvia miltiorrhiza (redroot sage), 2535 nucleotides long. RefSeq names its product GDSL esterase/lipase At1g71250-like. Gene Ontology annotation, molecular function: hydrolase activity, acting on ester bonds. NCBI's taxonomy places the organism in Eukaryota, Viridiplantae, Streptophyta, Magnoliopsida, Lamiales, Lamiaceae. The record is from RefSeq and is a predicted model, not a curated record. The transcript is spliced from 3 exons. The coding region runs from base 1136 to 2206 and encodes 356 amino acids.